AUGACAAUUUCUGGUGCCGUGACUCGGAUAAGGAACGGUGGGCUUUGGUCCUCCGGGGAGGCGCCCCGCGACAUUUCGCGGCCCCGCGACCAACAGCUCACUCCAACCUUACCGACGAACCUAAAUUCUAGGAUAUUGAGCAAAAAAGGACCGGUAAAAUCCCAUAAAAUUCUGUGCACGGGAGUCCGGACGAAGACGCAGGACGCGUAAGUAUACUGCGAAGUUGUUCGCGGGUUCGCCGUUCGGGCGGGAUUGGGUAUCCUGGAUUAUAACGAACGAGAGGUUCGAUAUACUGAACCAAGCGAGUGUGGACCCUUUAGUACUGCGUUUCCCACCUCCCGCGAGGGACUGGGCCAGGAAUAAGGGGAGCGAGUGAGUGUGUGUUUGUGGAUAAUCCAGAAGAUGGGGGCGAAGGGCAGCAAGCCUUCGACUCCCAUGGGGAGGGUACACACUGUACCUAAAAAUACCCCUCUGGCAUAUAUCUUAGACAAUUGGAGAUAUUCCCCUGGAACCCUAGGGAAAGAUAAGCAAAAAAUGAUAGAAUAUUGUACUAAGAUAUGGGGAGGGAAGAAGAUUUCUAAAAAUGUCUUUUGGCCAGUCUAUGGGUCAGAAGAAGAUUGGGUAAGACAGCAAUUAAACCUCUGGGUUAAUAAUAAAAAUCCCCUUAACCCGGAGGAGAGUCAAUAUGCGGAAGUGUGGCUAGAAAGACCGAGAGCUAGACUUUAUCCGCUGAAUGAAAUAAAAACUAAACAAAAGAAAAAGAAGGAAGAGUUAGACGAAACCCUUCUAACCCCCCCUCCUUACAUUCCUCCUCCUGCUCCCGCAGAAGUCCCCAGAGCGCCCACUCCCCCACCGGAGUCGGAACAAGGGUCUCCCCCUCUUCCUAGACGCGUAACUAGAAGUCAAAAAGGGGCAGCUCAGAUGUACCCCCUAAGGGAAAUACCCAUGGGGGGACCUCAACCUGUGAUCGGAUAUAUUUCCGUACCCCUAAACUCGGCUGACCUACGAGAUUUUAAAAGAACCGAAAUGGGAAACUUAAUUGAGGACCCACUGGGAGUGGCAGAAAGAUUAAAUCAAUUUUUGGGACCAAACCUUUAUACUUGGGAUGAGAUGCAAUCUAUCCUUGGUCAAUUAUUUACUACCGAGGAAAGAGAUAUGAUUAGACGAGCAGGAAUGAGACUGUGGGAUGCUCAACAUGCCCAGGGACCCCAAGCAGAGAGUCAGGGGCUCUAUAUCUUAGGGGACCGGAGUCAUCAUGAGCCCUUGAUAAAAUUAAAAAUAGGUCCCCAUAAACAAGAGUUCACCUUUUUAGUAGACACUGGGGCUGAGAAAUCAACUAUUAAGCAAAUACCUGAGGGAUGUAAAGUUUCCCCUGAAAAGGUACAAGUAAUUGGGGCAAAAGGAGAACCCUUUAAAGUAAGCAAAAUCAAAAAUGUGGUAUUCGAAACUGAAAAUAAAUUUGGAAUGGGUGAACUCUUGCUCGUCCCUGAAGCAGAAUUUAAUCUGUUAGGACGAGAUUUAAUUGUUGAAUUGCAAUUAGAAAUUAAAGUGAAAAAUCAGGAGCUAACAGUGUCUGCUUAUCCUUUAACCGUGGAUGAUCAAAAACAAAUUAACCCCGAUGUCUGGUACUCUCCGGACACAAUUAGUAGACUGAAAAUCCCACCGAUUAAAAUCCAACUUUCCGAACCCCACAUACCUGUGAGGGUAAGGCAAUAUCCCAUAUCCCUAGAAGGACGGAGGGGAUUAAAACCAGAAAUUGAUCGAUUGUUAGCACAAGGAAUCUUAGAGCCUUGUAUGUCACCCUUUAACACCCCCAUUCUGCCUGUAAAGAAACCAAAUGGGAAAUAUCGACUCGUACAUGAUUUAAGGGAAAUAAACAAAAGAACUAUCACCCGAUUCCCUGUAGUAGCAAAUCCAUACACACUGCUAAGCAAGCUAGGACCCCAUAACUCCUGGUAUAGUGUGGCUGACUUAAAGGAUGCCUUUUGGGCCUGUCCACUGGCAGAAGAAUGCCGUGAUUAUUUUGCCUUUGAAUGGGAAGACAUAGAGACAGGCCGUAGACAGCAAUUGAGAUGGACUGUGCUUCCCCAAGGGUUCACUGAGUCCCCUAAUCUGUUUGGACAGGCCCUGGAAGAGCUCUUAAAAGAAUACCAGGUACAAACGGGAAACGUGCUGUUACAGUAUGUAGAUGAUCUGCUCAUAGCAGGGAAUAAUAAGGAGGAUGUAAGGAAAGAAAGCAUUUGA
Molecule: messenger RNA, 2244 nt
Organism: Strigops habroptila (Kakapo)
Lineage: Eukaryota; Metazoa; Chordata; Aves; Psittaciformes; Psittacidae
Exons: 2
Coding region: 403-2244 (613 amino acids)
Biological process (GO): proteolysis; viral process
Molecular function (GO): aspartic-type endopeptidase activity
Source: RefSeq, a predicted model, not a curated record